UCCGUCUUGUGUUAAAGCUGUUUACCUUGACACUGUUAAAAUGGUUUAAAACAAAUACGUUUUUGUCGUCACCAGAAGACCGAAACAUGGAGAAGUACGAACAGGUGUUGUGUUUGGGCAGGGGAGGAGCUGCGGAAGUGUUCCUGAUGAGGCACGUAGAGAGCAAGAGCCUGCACGCUGUGAAAAGGAUAAAGGUAGAGAGCACAAGGACGGCAAACACACAGAGGACAAUCCUGCAGGAGGCGGAGAUCAUCAGGAGUUUGCAGCACCCUCAUGUAGUCACAUGCAGCGAUGCCUUUGUCAGCUCUGAUGGAUUCAUUUACAUUGUGAUGAACUACUGCGAUGGUGGGACACUAGAUGACAAAGUGAAGGAGAGGAAACCAAAGGAGUUUUUCACAGAGGACACUGUAAUGGGGUGGUUUGUUCAAGUUGCUGUGGCUUUGAAUUACAUACAUACAGCUAAGAUACUACACAGGGACAUCAAAACAUCAAAUGUACUGCUAACAAAGCAAGGCAUGGUGAAGCUAGGGGACUUUGGGAUAUCUAGAGUAAUGACCAACACAGCUGACAUGGCCUCCACAUGUGUUGGGACACCAAGCUAUCUCAGUCCUGAGCUGUGUCAGGAUGUCCCGUACAGCGCCAAGUCUGACAUCUGGGCUCUCGGCUGUCUGCUGUAUGAGAUCUGUGCUCUCAGACCUCCGUUUGCAGCUUCCAACCUGCUGAGUCUGUUCUACAAGAUCACCAAAGGAGAGUUCGAUCCAGUGCCCAACAUCUUCUCUGAAAACAUCUCCUCUUUGAUCCAGACAAUGCUCUGCCUCAACCCAGAAAACCGACCAACGGCUGUGUGUAUACUUAACAGUGCCUGUGUGCAAGAUCAUCUAAAGUCUAUCGAAAAUACACAGAGUGACUGUGUUCCUGUGAAGAGUGGUGACAAUAAUAUAGCAGGACAAGAGCACAACAUUGAGGAGGAACAUCAUCAUGAUUUGUGUGUUGGAGAGCACAACCGCUGUGACUGCCAGUAUCCCGAAGACUUUGAUGAGGAUGAAAGUUUGUCCUCUCUUGAGGAGUGCAGUGAUAACUCUGGGUCGACAAUGAGGAGCGAAUCAGCUGAGCCCAUUGUAUUUCCUGAUGCCUCAGAGCCGGUUGAGUAUCCGGAUGACUUUGAGGAAGCAGAUUUGGAAGAAGAAGAGGAGAAUGAAGCGGCCUCAGUUCACGAAGCAGCAGAGGAGGAGUUUCAGCUCUGUGACGCUGGAGGACUGACCAUCACACUGAAAGCACUGAAAGAAAAGCUCUAAAGGAGACAACCAAUGUGGAAUAAAGUGACCAUAGCAGGCUGAACAGCGCUAUAUCUGACGAGUGCCUUGUUCGUGAAGUAUUUCAUGCAGUUGCUGUCAAAAGAAGACACCAGACCCUUUAUGUUCAAGAGACAUCAGCUGAAAUAGGACUUUUAAACACUUGGUGGGGCUAGAGAGGAAAAAUUAAGUCCUACUCAGUGUGGGUUGUCACCAGACGGUUCCUCAAUGAUGUGUCUGAUAAGCGCCAUAAGCAGUAGGGCUGAUGUUGAAUGAAUGACGUGACUGGGUAAUUCUAAAAAUAGGAAGCCAUUUUGAUAUUCAACAAAAGCUUGUACAGCAUCUCAAAUCACUUUCAUGUUAUAUUUUGAUGGUAAAAAUAGCAGUUUCUUAAUUUGUAAACUACUUAAAGCACAUCAUAUUCAGACCUUUCUUAAUAUUAGGCCUAUUACUUAUCCCAAUAUUUCAUACGAUAUGUGUUAUACUCUCUCAACUUUUCUCGUUCAGUGUUUUGAUAUAGUUUUACACUAUUUAAAAUGUAAUGACUUUUCAGGGUUUAUCUUUGCCUCAAAAUGUGAUUAAAUCACAAUUUGUGUACAACUAUGCCGAUAAAGGACGUAUGUGUUGUCCACAUACUGUACGUGUUAUGACACCGAAAGGUUGUACAAUUAAACUUGAGACAAAAACUAAGAUGAAUACAAUAUUAAGAAUCUGAAAUACACACCACAGUUGACUUUAAACUAAAGGCACACCUACUUAACAUGGGUUUGCUUAAAUCAAAGAACAAUCAAAUUGUUUUUUAGUAUUUAAUCAAAAACAAGAAAUCCUCUGAGAUUAAAAUAUAUUUUUCAAUCAGCUGAUCAGUUGGGGGGUUAACAGUGUUACCUUCACCUCUCCACCUGUCCUCCUGUCUCUCCCUGAGGGGAUGGCCCCAGUCCCAUUGUAUGGUAUAACAAAUGAGUGACAAAUUAAAAGAAAACAAUAACAUGAAGUGUCUUUUAAGGUAUUCUGUUACCCACCAGAAAAGCGAUCUGGUGACUGAUUUACAAAACCUUAUGAGACCUUCCAGUGACCCCCGGUGCUCCGUUUGUUCAGGCUUUGUUAUGUUUCUCCAUUCAGGUUUAACGUGACACUUCACUGGAGCUACUUGCUGACAAAAAAAGAAAAACAGAGAUGUUUCUAAUGUUGUGCAUUGCAAGCAAUCCUCCAUUCUAUCUGCGUCAGUAACACAAAAUGGUUUCUUUGAAACAGGAGCAUAUUAGCAUGAUGACACAGCAGAAGGUGUUCAAUGUAGAAAAUGUUAAGAGGGCACAAACCCUCUUGUGUAUCAUCACUAACAUGUACGUGUUUUCGAGUCAUAAGUUCCCUUCAUUCGUUAUGAAAGGGAUAAUGCUUUUUUGGUUAAUUUGUUUCCUAAAGCCAUCUCUGAAAGUGUGCAUGAUUCAUACACAAAUACACUCACUUUUUCAUUGUCGGCAAGUAAGCUACCUUGCACUUUGUGACAGUGGUAAACAGGAUUGCAAGGUUGUAAAGCGUAAUUCACAGGAGUGCCAAGCUCUAGGAUGAAUGUUGUUUCAACGGAAAUGUGCGAAUUUUUAUCUACACGCCAUCUCUCAUGGUGUUGACCAAAGUUAUUCCCCGCAUGUAGUCAGCAGUCUUAGUCUCACCCACAUUACAUUCUGGUCCCAAUCUAAGAAAAAGUCACACAUGUUUAUCUUUCCAUGACCCGAUGCUUUGUGAUCUCACACUCUAUCACUUAGCAGAGAAUCAGCUUUCCUUUGUAAAUGUCUAUUACGGUCACGGACAAAUUGGGUGAAAUGUUUCCCAAUUCAACAGAAAGUCAAACCCCUUAUGAGUGUGAGACUGCGCAAGCAUUUGUUUGUCCACCACCAUCACUGUGGCUUGAUUACUGAACAGGUCCAAGAGAGGGGCUUUUGAGGCAUAAGUGCUCAGUGGCCCAUUAUCUCCUACCAUCGGCUAACCUAUUGUCUGAACACCACUUGUUACUGUACCAUUUUCAUUA
Eleginops maclovinus (Patagonian blennie) is the source of this 3315-nucleotide messenger RNA. RefSeq names its product NIMA-related kinase 12 (gene nek12). NCBI's taxonomy places the organism in Eukaryota, Metazoa, Chordata, Actinopteri, Perciformes, Eleginopidae. Gene Ontology annotation, biological process: protein phosphorylation. Gene Ontology annotation, molecular function: ATP binding; protein kinase activity. Bases 87 to 1295 code for a protein of 402 amino acids. The record is from RefSeq and is a predicted model, not a curated record. The transcript is spliced from 2 exons.